UAUUAUUCCAUGUUUCAACCCUUUUCUGCAUUUUAUGUCUUUAUAUAAAUCUGUAUUAAUAUGUUUUUGUUCUUGUAUUUCUUCACAGGAAACAAACCUAUCGCAUGCAGCCACAAAUGCAUCAACAAGUUAUGAUAUCUUUUCAUUGUUAUCUUGAACUGUUUUUUCCUUUUUUUUUAUUUUUGGAUUGCGCAUUUUUAUGCUGUAACUAGAAAACUGAUUUGGUGUUGAUACUCAGCCUUGAAGUUAACACUUUGCGUAACCGACCUUUGUCAACUCUUAAUAAAAAAUCUGACCCAAUUUGUUAAUAAAAUGGUGCUACAGCAGCGUUGCUGCGCCUCCUCAAAACUCCUCAAUUCUCCUCAAUUUUGAAAAGUCUCUUGAUAUUUGCUAUGCUCCUUAACUUUUUUGUUUCUACGUGCGGUCAUCAAUGUUGUAAGAGCGGCUUACCAGUCUCCUCAUCUUAUACUCCUAAGACAAAGAAGAAAAAUGUUGAGGUGAAGUCAUCCGGGUACAACAUGCAAGCAGCAGAAACACCGCCGAUGUAUAAAGGCUCGUCCAUGGUUCGAUUCUGUGAUGAAAUGCAAAGAAGAAAAGUUGUUCUACCGAAUGUUCAACCGUUGAAAAAAAUUAAGGUCGAGUUAACUUUAAACCAGAAUUACUCGCCAGCGCCACCUUCAAGAACACCAAUUUUAACAGAUUACAAAUAUAUGCCAAAAAAAUUAGAAUUUGGCACCAAGGAAGCAAGUUUGAAUCAAAAUGGCGGAUUACUUUCUCAAGUGUCAAACUUCCACAACAUUCGGAAAGGAAACUGCACAAGUUCUUAUGAUCCUCAAAGCCCAUGGAGAGAUGCAGCCUCGUUUUCAGGAGGCUUCACUUGUCAUGAUAACGAAGAUGAAAUUUAUGAAUUUGACGACGACUUUUACAAAUCUGAAGGUUGUCCUUUACCUCUUCUAUCAACGAAUGACGAUGAUUCUCAUAAAACCCAACUUUAUUCUGCACCACAACCGAACAAAACGCUUAACAUGGGUGAGUGUAAAACGUACAGUGCAAUGCGUUCUUCGACAUUCCAUAAUGGUGGCGUAGCUGUCAAAUCUAAUAAUCAGUUCAUUCGACCGAACCGUUCCUUUCGUAUUGAUAACAACAGUAUUAUAACGAAGCAUAAUUCGAAUAUCUAUUCUCAUCAAAAUCAUUUAAACCGGAGCAGCAUUGGCGGAGUCGGUCCGUCAGACGAUAUAGACGAUGAAAUUAUCGACGUUGGUCCGUCAGAUGAUAUAUACGACGAUGAAAUUGAAGAAUAUGUUGACGAUGACGUGCGUGUUCCCGAGCCACGACGUUACUCUUGUAAAACUUCGCAAAAGAAAUUGAGAGAGUUUGCAAGCAAGAAGAACUUUUUGUUUGGUCACUCUAUAGAUGUUUCUAGUGAUGAAGAUGACUUACCAAAAGCACCGAUAUAUUCAGAAAGCAACAACGAUGGGAAGCAUGAAAUAACGUAUAUUACGGGGACGAAAUCCCAACAUCAACCGGACAAUAUGCAGGUAAAGAAUGACAUGUUGCAAAGUAAAUACUCACCAACCUGUAAAAAUAACCAAGAUGAAGAUGGCAGGUAUCAAACGGAAAACAGUGUGAGAGAAAAACAGAAAGAUGUUUUAAGAAAUUCUUUCAUGGCAAAACAUUUGAGGCGUAAUUUUGACGAACUGGAACACCGGCCCGAUAUAACGUCAUAUAGCAAGAGAACUCCGCUCAAGGAGCUUGCAAAUGUUGAACUACGCAAUGACGUUGGUAAUAAUCAACCUAGUGACCAGUACCCGUCAAUGUUUACUGUAUCACAAAAACGUACUUGGCAGAGCUCUAUAUUUUCUGAUCAAGCUGAUAUUGAAAGUUAUGAUUUUUUUAAUACUGGAGAUGCUGGUGUUAGUAUGUGGGACAAGGAAUAUUGAGAAAAUUGACAGCUUGGAUUUUCUUGUGAUGUCGUUGGCUCAUUAUGUUUCGACGUGACGUCUUGAUAAUGUUGGGUUUCAGCCACCGUGAAGAAGUGUGCGUGCUCUUGUAUUGGCGCUAAUAUAAAUGUUGACAUGUCUUCAGUUUUUCAAUAUUUAUCGUUUGUUGAUAUAAAAGUUUAUUAGAGGGAGGGAGGGAGAUUGUUCUACAAUUGUCAGGAACCAGGCUACAUCGUCUCCAGGAUGAGUUUUUCAUAUGCAGCUGACCAGGCUGGCUUACUUUACGAGAAUCUUACAAUUGUUAAGAAAGUGCUCUAAAAACAGAAUGUGUUCGUCGGGAAACUUUCAUCUCGUCUUUAAAUUUCAUGUCAUCUUCAAAUUUCAUAUUAUCUUUAAGCAGACUUAGGUGCCAGGUUAGGUGGGUUAAAUUCUCACAUCAAUGGAGUUAAUGCAAAAAAAUUGUUACGGUAAAUGCUAUUACCGUAAUGAUCCGAACAAGCGCCCUGGGCGCUUAUUAAAUUUUUGAAUUUUUGGCAUGGGCGCUUAAUCAAGGGGGCGUUUAAAGUGCUGGGCGCUUAUAAAUUUUUCCUAAUUUUGUGCAAAACUGAACAAAAGAUGUAAUAACAUGAAGUUUAGUCUUUCUAGGGUUCUAUCUCAACAUAAAAAAGUAAAAUUUUUAAAUAACCUCCCAAGGUAGUUUUCGAUUAAGCGCUCCUUUUAUCAAGUGGGCACUUAUUGAAUUUUGAGGAAAUUACCUGGGCGCUUAUUUAAGAGGGGCGCUUAAAAAAUGCUGGGCGCUUAAUCGGAUCAUUACGGUAUUAUUAAACGCAAAAUAUGUUUACGAAAAUCUAAGUUAUAUACCAAUCGUAUCGUUUUUAAGUAAUUUUAUUGUUGUUAUGAAUUAUUUGAACGGAUUCGUCAAACUUGUAAAGUUAAAGGAUUUUAAACAUCGCAAAGAAGAAAAAGUUGUUAAUACUGUGUCUGGAGUUUUGUCCUGCUCGUGUCUAAGUGCGAACCUUUUUCGCGAAUGAAGCUGUCGUCACGAAUCGGUCCGUCCCUGUACUAUUGUUAAAGGUGAAGCAACUCGGUGUCUCGAAUAGUUUUCUGACCAACUACGAGCCGAACUCGAAUUUAAUUCAGAAAAAUUAACAAGAAGCUUCUGUGUGAAACAUACUAUGAGAAUACGAAAAAGAAGGAAUAUUUUUUUUACAAAAAAGUAUAGUUCAGUAGUUUUUUGUAAUCUUGAAAUUCUUCAGAAAUUUAGCACUUCCCCUUCUGUGAUCGAGGUUUAGGAAUUAUUAUAUAAUUACUAUUUUUUAAGAACUGUGAGGCUGCUUAAAAAUGGUGUAACCUUGUCUUCAGGGCUUGCUUUUGUAUUGGGUGGAGUUCCAAACAAAACCUGACAAGCCCUGGACAUGAGGUUGAAGGUGGUGUUCCUUUUAAAAAAACAAGUGUUACUUUUGAUUAAAAUAAUCGGGUCUUUAUUUUAGUCUUGGCGGUAACAUCAAGUAUAAAAAGGCAGUAUAUAUUUACAAUUGUUAAGA
Molecule: messenger RNA, 3484 nt
Organism: Hydractinia symbiolongicarpus
Lineage: Eukaryota; Metazoa; Cnidaria; Hydrozoa; Anthoathecata; Hydractiniidae
Exons: 7
Coding region: 393-1940 (515 amino acids)
Source: RefSeq, a predicted model, not a curated record